UACAGAAGCACCAGCUCAAUCACUACUUCGACUCGUCGUCCCAUAUACAUCUUGCAACUCCAGCACCGCCUAAGGCACAUCAGUCACAAUGCGCUUCCUGUCUUGCGUCUCUGCUGCCCUGGUGGCCAUCUUCGCGUCUACCACCUUUGCGGUCCCCAUCAACGGUGGUGUCAACUGCACUCAACUCGAACAGCAGAUCGUCACUCUACAGCAGGGGGUGAGCACGGCCAACGGUACCAACCCGGAAGGAGUCCAAGCUGCUCAGCAGCUUCUGUACGGUGCGAGGCUCGUGCAGGCCACCGAGUGCACCAACUCUUCGCCGGUCAAGCGAUUCUUCCCUCCUACUGGUCCGUUAAUGGAACAUCCUCACUACCUCCGAUCCCCGGAUUUAACGGCACGGUUCCACUUCAUUAAUUGAUGUCGAUCCCCGAUUGACACCCUUCCCAAGGCCGGAGAUCUCGUUGAGGAGGAAAGCUCCGACAACGGGUGGAUUAGAUGUGAAGUGGAGCGGCAUGGCCUUAGUAUAGGUUUUUCUCCCUUUCGAGGUUUUCCUGUACUG
Messenger RNA from Aspergillus fijiensis CBS 313.89, 559 nucleotides. RefSeq lists its product as uncharacterized. The annotation marks the transcript as partial. NCBI's taxonomy places the organism in Eukaryota, Fungi, Ascomycota, Eurotiomycetes, Eurotiales, Aspergillaceae. The transcript is spliced from 6 exons. The record is from RefSeq and is a predicted model, not a curated record.